This is a messenger RNA of Nerophis lumbriciformis (worm pipefish), 906 nucleotides long. RefSeq lists its product as uncharacterized. NCBI's taxonomy places the organism in Eukaryota, Metazoa, Chordata, Actinopteri, Syngnathiformes, Syngnathidae. The record is from RefSeq and is a predicted model, not a curated record.
AAAACCCAAACAUAACCAAACUGUGCGUCUGAAGCUCCACCCACAACAACAUGAGCUUGUGAUCCCUCAGGCUGGAAAGGGAAACAUUGAAAGUUCUAUUUAGUGAGUUCUAUUGACACUGAGUACUUCAGUUGUAGCCAUUCCACAGUCCAUGUGUUGGACUGCGUCAGGCCUAUUUCCACCCUGAUAGCCUCAUGCAGACUUGGAAGAGGACUACAUUUGGAUGAUCUUCAAUGAAGCACAUUCAACCCACAGAGAUCUUCAUAAAGUCUUCAGCUGAGGACACAAACUCUGCCAGCCAUGGGAAGAAAAGAGAAAACCUCCAAGGAAGUUUAUUUUUCUGUCCUGCCAGAUAAAUAUCAACCUUUGAUCGAGGAUGAAGGAAUGGAGGAAAGACCUGAAGAAAGGUUGAGAAGGAAGGAGGAGAGAAAGAAGAGGAGGAAGAAGUACAGGAAGAACCUGAAGAAGGUUUGCACUUUCAGCUGGCGAUGUUUGCUGUACGGCCUGCAGGGUCUGACGGCCUCCUGCUCCAUGCCGCUGGCCACCAUGGCCGUGGUGAUAGACAACCAGCGAGCAUGACCAUGGUGUGCAUGCAUCUUCACUGGCUGAUGGAGAACCAGCGAGCAUGACCAAUGACCAUGGUGUGCAUGCAUCUUCACUGGGACUUUUUUGGAUGAAUCAGUCCAGCAAAAUAAUAGACAAUAAUAGCAUAAUAACACAAUUCCAAUUGCAACAUUCAGAGUAGCAAUCAACAUGUUUGUUGUUGUUUUUUGCUUUGUUGUUACUUUCCUCAGAGUUGCGUGUGUCAUUAUGUGGACAUACUGUAGCAGUCUGACGUAUUAUUCCUCAACCUUUUGGAUUGAAUUUGAAAAAUUAAUUCAAUAAAGCUUUCUGAAAAUAAUUCUA